Molecule: messenger RNA, 1317 nt
Organism: Mytilus californianus (California mussel)
Lineage: Eukaryota; Metazoa; Mollusca; Bivalvia; Mytilida; Mytilidae
Product: antithrombin-III-like
Exons: 1
Coding region: 30-1172 (380 amino acids)
Molecular function (GO): serine-type endopeptidase inhibitor activity
Source: RefSeq, a predicted model, not a curated record
AUCUCAGUAUAAAAUCUUUUACUGUAGUGAUGGCUAUGUUGGCAGAUAUUCCUGUUGACUUUGAACAAAGUUUGAUUGAAUUCUCGACAUCUUUGUAUCACGGAUUGAACAAGUUAGACAGUGUUUGCUUGUCACCGUAUAGCAUCACAGCGGCAUUGCUAUUAUUGAUGAUUGGAGCAAGUGGACGAUCAAAGCAACAAAUUUCAUCUGCUCUUUUUCAAAAUAGCUUAUAUUCAGAAGAGCAAAAGUUGAAGUUUUACAAGUCACUUGAUAGUCAACUAACUCAAAAAGCUGGCGUCAAUGUUAGUUUUGCUAGUGCAAAUAGGCUCUUUGUAAGCGACCAACUCACAGUGAUGCAAAAUGUCCAAGAAAAUGCAAAACGAUAUUUUGGAGCCGAUGUCAGUUUAAAGAACUUUAUAGAAUCUAAAGAAUCUGCGUACGAGAUGAAUAGAUGGGUGUCAGAACAGACUGACGGUAAAAUAAAAGAUUUGAUCAAGGAGAAAUGGUUAGACCAAAACACUGUAAUGUUCAUAAUAAAUGCUAUAUACUUUAAAGCCACAUGGGAGAAACAAUUUUCUCCAAAAAAGACACACAAAGCCAACUUUUACCUUCCUAAUAACAAAACGAUCGAAGUUGAAAUGAUGAGCAACAAACUAUUCAUUCCAUAUUUUCGAGGUGUGGACUUCUCUGCAGUAGCAUUACCUUUCAAAGGAGGAAAUUUUGAUAUGGUCUUCAUUUUACCAAAUGAAAAACACGGGCUUCCAAAUAUAGAAGCGAAGAUAACACCAAUGUUUCUUUCGGAUAUUUCUGCUGGAUUUAUAAGGACGUAUACAUCUGUUUCUAUUCCAAAAUUUAAGUUACAGUCAGAAUUUGAUUUAACAAAUGAAUUACCUAAACUUGGAGUAAAAGAUAUUUUUGACGAAUCAAAAGCUAAUUUUUCAAAUCUUAUUGUUGAGAAGAGAGAAGGUGUAUGCGUCGAUGUUGCUGUUCAUAAAGCCGUCUUCAAUGUGAACGAAGCAGGUAUAGAGGGAUCUGCUGCUACAGCCAUUGGAUUUUCUUUUAGAUUGAUGCCAAUAUGGUUCAGUGCAAAUAAACCAUUUUUAUUUUAUGUAAGAGAUAUUAAAUCGGGUCUUAUUUUGUUUAUUGGACGAUUCCAUCCACAAGUCAAAUAAUUGAUUAUCAUUAUUUACAAAACAGUAGUACAAUACCUUUUAGACAGAACUGUAUAUUAUUACAAGCAAUUAUGGAUCGUCACUGAUGGUAUUACAUAAAUUGUUCAAAUUAAAAUUAAGUGUUUAGAUAUUAUUUAUUGUAAUG